GCAGGGGAAGGAGGAGGCGGGGCCACAGGGGACAGGUGUUUAAAUACCGACAGGUGAGAGUGCAGGUACAGCAGAUCUCAGAGCUGCAGUCCACCUUCACUUUCACCUGAGCCAGGAACAGUCUAUCUGCAGAGAUGAUCAGAGGUGUGCUGUCCAUCCUCCUCGUCCUCGGGGCCGUUUUCACCGCCUUCGCCACCUCCAAACAAUACUUUCCCAAGAGUGGGAAGAGGUCACCCCAAACCCUGUCGCGAGGAUGGGGGGAUCAGCUCAUCUGGGCUCAAACGUAUGAGGAGGCUCUGUACUGGUCCAGGUCAAGGAACAAGCCUCUGUUGGUUCUGUUUCACCUGGAGGACUGUCCUCACAGCAAAGCGCUGAAGAAAGUCUUCGCCAACAACUAUGAAAUCCAGAAGACUCUGGACGAAGAUUUCAUUGUCCUGAACCUGGUGUAUGAAACCACAGAUAAACACCUGGCACCCGAUGGUCCCUACGUUCCCAGGAUCCUCUUUGUGGAUCCCUCCAUGACUGUGAGGGCCGAUAUUACUGGUCUCUAUGGUAACCGCAUGUACGCCUAUGAAACCCAGGAUGAAAAGACCUUGCUAGCGAACAUGCAGAAGGCGAAGAAGCUGCUGAAGCAGGAGCUGUGAUUGGCUGGAGGAACGGAGAACAUGCUGUCAGUCCAAAGCUGCAGCACGAAGCACUGGAUCGUUUCUCAUCUUCAUCAUCAUUGUUUCCUGUCUGUGUCAUCGUUGUUGUUAUCCAGAGUGUCUUUUCAAUAAAUACUGACCUGUUCUUACAGCCUGAUGA
This is a messenger RNA of Notolabrus celidotus (New Zealand spotty), 804 nucleotides long. RefSeq names its product anterior gradient 2 (gene agr2). Gene Ontology annotation, cellular component: endoplasmic reticulum. NCBI's taxonomy places the organism in Eukaryota, Metazoa, Chordata, Actinopteri, Labriformes, Labridae. The coding region runs from base 135 to 644 and encodes 169 amino acids. The transcript is spliced from 8 exons. The record is from RefSeq and is a predicted model, not a curated record.